Amoebophrya sp. A120 is the source of this 6575-nucleotide messenger RNA. The record is from the annotation of a GenBank genome assembly. NCBI's taxonomy places the organism in Eukaryota, Dinophyceae, Syndiniales, Amoebophryaceae.
AAAUUGGCAUCAUAACAAAAGUCGUAAUUUUCUGCAUCUUGUCGUGCCUUUGGUACCUACCACCGGGGAUGAAGGAGCGGAGGCAAAGUGGCUGAUAGGGAAAGUCCAAGCUAGGCCCUGUAAACAAGUACGUUUGCAAAUGUUUUUUUUGCUCCAGAAGUAGCCGGAAAACAAGGAAACAUCUUUUCCGCGACGUGCUACUCUGCUUCCAGUGGACUUGCUCAAAGAUUCCACUGCCCUCCGUAUAUUCUUCUCCAAUGUCUACCACAGCAUGCGGAGAUGUGUUGUAUAGUUUCGCUUUCGAAAUGUUGAAAAUCAAGCCACAAACCAAAGACAACACCUGUCGCAUGUCAUGGCGCGUGUCUUCGAGCCCGGCGGAGGGGUAGCGGAGACCAAAUCGCAAACAGCAAUAGUCUAAUGUAGGUCGUGCGAGAAAAUGUUCUCGCGAAUUUUGAUUUUUUGUUUCAAAAUCCGCACCCACAGAUAACAUAUGUUUCCCGCAUGGUGCUCUGAUCCCGGUUGACCUUCUCAAGGCCUCCGCUGCCCCUCCGUAGUGUGGGCCAAUAUUUACCCCAGCAUGCGGAAUAGAUGUUUUUUUGAUCUCGGUUUGAAAAUGUUGAAAAUCAUACACCAAACCUAAAAGAACUUUCGCCGCCUGGUAUGGCGCGUUUGGUAGAUCCCGCCGGAGGGGUAGCGGAGGCCAAGUGGCUACCAGUAGUAGUCCAAUUUAGGUCGUGCGAGAAAAUGUUCUCGCGAGUUGUGACUUUUUGGUCCAAAAUCCGCACCAACCUAAAAUAUAUGCUUUCCGCAUGCUGCUCUGGUUUUGUUGGACCUCCUCGAGGCCUCCGCUGCCCCUCCGUAGUCUUGACCAAUGUCUACCAUAGCAUGCCGAUUCAAGGCGUUUUUGAUUUCGGCCUCAAAAUGUUGAAAAGCUAUGCCCAAAUCAAAAACAACAUUCGCCGCAUGAUACGGCGCGUUUGGUCGAGCCCGCCGGAGGGGUAGCGGAGGCCAAGUGGCGAGCAGUGGUAGUCCAAUUUAGGCCGUGCGAGAAAAUAUUAUCGCGACGUGCAUUUUUUUGGUCAAAAAGCCGCAUCAACGCAAAAUAUAUGUUUUCCGCACAGUACUCUGAUCCCGACUGAUCUCCUCGUAGCCUCCGCUGCCCCUCCGUAGUGUGGGCCAAUAUUUACCCCAGCAUGCGGAAUAGAUGUUUUUUUGAUCUCGGUUUGAAAAUGUUGAAAAUCAUACACCAAACCUAAAAGAACUUUCGCCGCCUGGUAUGGCGCGUUUGGUAGAUCCCGCCGGAGGGGUAGCGGAGGCCAAGUGGCUACCAGUAGUAGUCCAAUUUAGGUCGUGCGAGAAAAUGUUCUCGCGAGUUGUGAUUUUUUGGUCCAAAAUCCGCACCAACAUAAAAUAUAUGCUUUCCGCAUGCUGCUCUGGUUUUGUUGGACCUCCUCGAGGCCUCCGCUGCCCCUCCGUAGUCUUGACCAAUGUCUACCAUAGCAUGCCGAUUCAAGGCGUUUUUGAUUUCGGCCUCAAAAUGUUGAAAAGCUAUGCCCAAAUCAAAAACAACAUUCGCCGCAUGAUACGGCGCGUUUGGUCGAGCCCGCCGGAGGGGUAGCGGAGGCCAAGUGGCGAGCAGUGGUAGUCCAAUUUAGGCCGUGCGAGAAAAUAUUAUCGCGACGUGCAUUUUUUUGGUCAAAAAGCCGCAUCAACGCAAAAUAUAUGUUUUCCGCACAGUACUCUGAUCCCGACUGAUCUCCUCGUAGCCUCCGCUGCCCCUCCGUAGUGUGGGCCAAUAUUUACCCCAGCAUGCGGAAUAGAUGUUUUUUUGAUUUCGGUUUGAAAAUGUUGAAAAUCAUGCACCAAACCUAAAAGAACUUUCGCCGCAUGGUAUCGCGCGUUUGGUAGAUCCCGCCGGAGGGGUAGCGGAGGCCAAGUGGCUACCAGUAGUAGUCCAAUUUAGGUCGUGCGAGAAAAUGUUCUCGCGAGUUGUGAUUUUUUGGUCCAAAAUCCGCACCAACGUAAAAUAUAUGUUUUCCGCAUGCUGCUCUGGUUUCGUUAGACCUCCUCGAGGCCUCCGCUGCCCCUCCGUAGUCUGGACCAAUGUCUGCCGAAGCAUGCGAAAUAGAUGUCCUAGUCUUUUUGGCUUUGAUUAUUUCAAAAUGCUGGAAUUCAGUCUCCAAACCAAGAACAACACUCGCCGUAUGGCAUGGCGCAUGUAGUGCGGCUCAACGUCGCUGGACAUCAAAGUUGAAUGAAAUGGCGCAACGGCAUGACGACCCACGAAACCAAGACUAUCGCAAAAGAAAGCGGCGUUUGCUGAGCCUGAAGCUGAGCAGCAGCUUCCUUGUGUUGCUACUUAUAUUUCCGCUGCGAACCGUCGGAAUAUGCGAAUUGGGUUGCAGUCUUCCGUAGGGAUUGCAGCAAAUGUAUUUGUAUCGCCAUCGCGUUAGUAGUAAAAAUGCAUCGCCGCGACAGAUAAAUUUUUUCAAAAGCAAAAAUGAAAUCUUCAUCUGUAAUGCUGAUAUAUGAAUAAAUAGCCUCAGGCGGCAAGGAGGUAUCGCAAUCAGUACGGGCGCGAUACUUUUGCACAGGAUAUUCCACUCCAGAGCCCGUGCGACGGGACUUUCGUUUCCCUACGAACACACGGAAGAGGCGUUCGCAUUCGCGAUGAUCUCCAGGUGCCGGCAGCUCAAGGUGAAGCGGUUCAGGUUUUCAGAAAUGACAGAAUUUCCGCCGCUCGACGUCCUGGUGACCACGACAAAGAAAAAGAAGCCCUAAGUGGUACUGGUCCCGCAGCUGCUUCUGAAGAUGAAAAUACAUCUGAACUUUUCUACUUCGAGAUCGUCUGUCGUGGUUACGACUCGAUUGCCGAAACUGCCCAUGAAAGCGCAAGCGGGUACGUGUUCUUCAGCCUGUGCAAUGGGUCCCCGUUUUACUACCGGAGAUUUUGCGAGCCCGGGCUGCUGUCGUGGUUGGAUGUGUACAGUCCCCUCGGGUUUAUGUUCGUGAUGUUUUCGGAUUUGCAAAACACGUGGCUUUUCCGUCCCGUGCGAAACGUGGUCGCGCCAAAGUUAGAAAAUGGACCACGACCAGGCCACGUCGGUCCAGACGAAGCUCUGAGUAUGACUCAGAGGACAAGCCGCGACCUGAUGACCGCAACUUCCGCCUCCAUCCGCAGAAAAAAUACGAAUAAUGUGCGGCUCUUUCGCUUCGUCAAGCAUGGGGAUGUUGCGACCAGUGACAACGCCGCCACACAGAGGUAUAACGGCAAGUACAACGGCGGAUUGUUCUACGAACGCUUGAGACACUUCGUGACCGUGCGCGGACGCUGGCAGCGAGAAAAUAAACUUGUCGCGCAAGAGGACCAAGACAAAGGCUACUUUCUCCUAGAUGCCGACUGCCUGCACGUGCGAAGCCAGAUUCCGCUCUACGGCUCGAGGAACGACGCGGAAGACGCUUUUGACGUCGCACUCGGCGUCUACGCAAGAGACCAGCAAGUGCCUUGGAUCCGACGACCAGGGGAAGACGAGCCACCUAGCGGGCCGACUUCUAGGGAAACACUACAAGGACAACUUCUAUUGGAUUCACCACCUCCGCGAAAUGUUGCAACAGGCAGGAGCGACUCGAAGUCGUCGGCAGUGGGUACUAGUCGGAGGCACGAUGUUGACGAGGACGGCUGUCCCCUUUUCACGACAAACAAUCUGCUCCGACAGAUGCGGGCACUGGAGUUCGAGGAAAAGGCUUUCGGGUGGUCGUCCUCCUUUUCAAGGGGUAGAUCAGCGUGGUGGAGCGGGGCGAACGCCAAAUCUUCCGAGCAGACAAAGGCGAGCGGUGAAGCAGACAGCAUCGACAAAGACAGAGCUCCGCCGCAUUGUCUAUGAUUUGCGAACAUGGCUGGGUCUGGAACAGUGCAAACUUGUCGUGACGGUGGCUCGUCUGAAUCAUGACGAAAAUCUGUACUGCAUGAGCAACGGAAGCAGUCUCAUUCUCAGACAGCUUCCGUUGCUACUCGGAGGAGAGGACAUUUCUCAUUCAGGAUAGGCAAGAAGAACUCCUCGUGAAGAGACCCAGACAUAGUUGCCAUACAUACUUUCUGUUGCGACUCAACGGCGGAUUUCUCUUCGUGAAAGCAAACGCAAAGGGCAAGCAGUACCUGCAGCUCGUGCAGGAAUUAAGCGCCUACUUCAUGCGGGUUGGCGAUUGCAAUCCAGGCGCGGCAGUGACCCUCGAGACGCACAGAAGCCUAUGAGGGUGCACAACUACCUCCUACUUCCUCUCAUUUGUGAUGCAGAUGCACGUCCAUGAACAUCAAUUAUACAGGUGUUGGCAAGAAUCAGAGUACACGCUCCGCAUGACAACUGGAUGCGGUAUGUUGCCUGACAAAUGAGGAGAAGGGGGAGUGGCAGUUGCGCACUCUCAUCAAACUUGUUGAGAAUGCAGAAGGAAUUUCAAGAAAGAGAGGAGCCUGCAAGUAUCCUGAGGAAAGACGUUCCCACCCCGUAGGAAUGAUGAGGAGGGCGUGGAUUUUGCUACAAAGAUCAACGUGCUACUGCUAUUCUGGACCUGGACGUGGACGUUGCGCAUGACAACUUUGAAUUCGCAUCGUCAUAGGGAGUACCUAGCUAGUCAGUACGGCUACACCACGAAUCGAUCUUGACAUGCUGAUUACUUACAGCAGGAGAACUUCCAAAAAACAACGUAGGGGUAGAGCGAUAUUUUUCCACUGAAAAGCAGGUUCUACUUUCCCGCUGAUGCGAAAGUAUUUUCCCGAAUUUUUUGAGGACCCGGCGUACGGCUUGCUCGUAAAUCGCGCGUUCCGUGGACCGGACCAAGCGGCCUUUGCGCAUCUUCUCUUGCCCCCAACACAAGGUAGAAACAGCGUCACUGGUGUCGCGGCUGCAAAAAAUGCGACAACAAACAACGCCGAGCGCCGAAAGCUGCGUGUUGACCUCUUGCAAAGGCUGAUGGAGUUUCUGAACGCGGAGACAAACGCUUGGCCGCUGUUGGACUUUUUCAACACUGACAGAAACGUAAAGACUUCGCCCGAUACGUUUUUGGCGCUUCAACACAACGACCACUUCUUCCCAGACUCUGUAAAAACGAGUAACCCAGAGAUCGCGAGAGCGCGACUACUUCCUAUCGAUCGAGUGCUACACUCGGACUCGCUCUCCGAUUCCGGCGCCCUCGCACCCUACACCUACGCCGUGCAUCUGAAGGGCAAGCGCUUUUUCGAGAGUUCAUUGAAGAUGGACGCUUUGAUAAAAUGCUACGCAGUGUUUGCGCACGACUUUCACGAGCGGCGCAAGCGAAUAGUAGACAAGCCACCAUCGCCUACUUUUUCAGCUAGCUCCGACGAGGAGGGGGAAGAAAGUCGGUUCUUGAUUGCUCCCCCCACCACUUUUUCCGGAUUGAUGCAGGCUGCGGUGAGGUUCGUGACAAGUACAAGAUCGACACGGGGAAAAAUGCAAUUGACUGCACCGCACGGACAAGAGCCAGGGGUUGCUUCUGCGGCUGGCCCCCGCGGACUACAGAGAAGUCGUCGCGAAGACAUGCGAUUUGCGGAGAAGCUGCAGCGGUUUCGGAACGCAACGAGAAUAAAUCCCAAAACUUUCUUUCCACCGGAAAGCAAGAGAAGCAACAAGCUAGAGCUUUGGGACGAUAGCCGGGGCACGGUGGUGGAAGUAUUUGCAAAGAACAGCGCGCAAAACAACUCGUCUGCUGAAGCGAUAGGAUCUUCGCCCAAGUCUCCGUCUAGAGAUAAAUCAUCAUCUUGGGGCACGUGGUAUCCAUUGGAGGAAAGGUAUCGUGCUAGUACACGUCACAUGUCGAUAAAUUUUCCAAGAAGGAAAGGUGAAAUGCUUGCUGCUGAGUUAAGCAGUGGGAAACCAGAUCUGUCAUGCUUAUGCUGUACUGGAACUGAUAACUACUACAUCUACAAUUGGUACGGGCACGAUACUUGUUUUGCCUUGGACACGUGGCAAAUGCGGCGCGCUUCCUGUGCUCGGUUUGCCCAAAUGGUGGCAUCAACAGAACUAUGACUUGCAAAAGCAUCGCACUCGUAUAAAUGCGUAUACAAAUUUUCUCAGCGUGAGAAAUAAAAUUUGUGAUGCGGAUUUACCUUGACACAAAAAUUUGUAAACCAUGAUUGCAAUUACUACGAGUACUAUAUUUUUGCACAGGAUAGGAACGCAGAGUCACAUGGAACUGGCAGAGUCUCGCGCUUUGGCUCAAGUACGCAAUGUCUGCAGAAAUGCUCGCUGUAGGACAGUGGAGAUAGUACGGCGAGGCCGGGUCAGAUAUCAAUUUUUUCACACCGAGAGCACAGAGCAAUAUGGGAUCAACCGCAAAGGACAUCGAAAAAAGGUUGUAAAAAAUUGAUGCACCUUGCGCGAUAAACUAAUACCCAGGGCUUCAGUGAUCUAAAUCAAAAUCAUCCGAGACGCACUUCCAUUCAUCUUGUCGAACAGUAAUAACUAUAGCCUAAUUUUGUUCGAGCGAGAAAAUAUUUUCGACAGGUGCGAUUUUUUGGUCCAAAAUCUUCAACAAAGAAAAAACCAACCACUUGCCGCACA